This is a messenger RNA of Daktulosphaira vitifoliae (grape phylloxera), 706 nucleotides long. RefSeq names its product thyroid transcription factor 1-associated protein 26 homolog. The transcript has 4 exons. NCBI's taxonomy places the organism in Eukaryota, Metazoa, Arthropoda, Insecta, Hemiptera, Phylloxeridae. Bases 172 to 630 code for a protein of 152 amino acids. The record is from RefSeq and is a predicted model, not a curated record.
AUUGUGGACAUUAAUUUUAUUUAUAUUUUUGAAAACUUAUAAACUUAUCUAAAGAAAUAAUUUUAAUUAGUGUUAAUUUUCAUAACUUAUUGAUUAAAUUGACUUUUUUAUCUUAUUAAAUAAAGGUUAAAAAUUCAAGAUUAAAUAAAGAAAUUUCUCCAAACCCUAGUUAUGUCAUCCAACUCAAGUAACACUAAAACGCCAUUUGACAAAAAAAAAUGGCGGACGAAAAAGUAUAGCAAAAAACAGAAAAUACAAGAAUGGGAUGAGCGCCGUAAAAAAGCAGUAAUAAAGAAGUACUUUAAAGAGCUAAAUGAGUCAAAUUCUUUAAAAAUGACAAAAACUCGUAGUAAUAACGAUUUAAGUCAUCAACCAACCAAAAGAUUAAACCCAUACAAAGAAGCUCAAGAGCGCUAUAAACAAAUUCAAGAAGAUAAAAAAACUAGACGUUUAGAGGCUCUAAAACGUAAAGAAGAAAUCCGUCAAGCAAUGGAAGAAUAUAACAAAAAGAAAAGGUAUAAGAACAAAAAAUUAAGUAAAAAAACAAGAAAAGGGCAGCCAGUAAUGAAAGAAAGGCUAGAGCUUUUACUGGAAAAAAUUGAAGCUGAUGUAUGUAAUAAUACUAGCUAAAUGCCAUUUAAUUUCACUUUACUUUUUAACAAUAAAUUUGAAUAAUUAAAUAAAUACAUUGACAAUUUAGUUUAAA